Venustampulla echinocandica is the source of this 1728-nucleotide messenger RNA. RefSeq lists its product as uncharacterized. The record is from RefSeq and is a predicted model, not a curated record. Gene Ontology annotation, cellular component: extracellular region. Gene Ontology annotation, biological process: carbohydrate metabolic process. Gene Ontology annotation, molecular function: chitinase activity. NCBI's taxonomy places the organism in Eukaryota, Fungi, Ascomycota, Leotiomycetes, Helotiales, Pleuroascaceae. The transcript has 2 exons. The coding region runs from base 1 to 1728 and encodes 575 amino acids.
AUGAACUACCAUUACAAUCUCCUGCUCUCCAUCCUCUCCCUCAUACCUCUUAUCUGCAAUUCACAACUCGCAUAUAGUGCGUGUUUACAUUCUCCGAAGCUGGAACUUGUGAAAAAGGACGUCUCUGCUGUGGCGGUGCCGUUGCCAGGAUUGGAAUAUAUCUCACAGUAUGUAUGCCCCACGAGCGCUAUCGCUAACGAGAAGAGACAGGUUAUAGAGAUACAUGUUACGAAGGAUCAGCUUGAGGCCUUUCUUUUCCAUUUGCGUGCAAUUGAGAUGCAGAUCGUAGCUGCAAUUAAUUCUAUUUUCAAAGACAGCGGAUUUACCCUUCCGGCCGGUUCACUUGAGGUACCAGAAGGUACAGGCUUUGAUCCUGGGCCUGCUGGGCCUACCGGGUCCCCAGGGUCGGUUGGGCCUGUUGUUUUAGCAGAACAGAUAACGACCCUUACAUUUACCGUAACGAGGACUACGACAAUGACGGUUACAAGAAUGGCGGGAAUGACAGCAAAAGGUAGUAUGCUCCCAGAUGUGGCUGCUCCCAGCACCGCAGUGAGUCCUCAGGAUCCCCCCAUGAAUCAAGAAAUUGUGGCUGCUUCCAGCACCGCAGCACCUCUUCACGGCAGUUUGGACGGCUCCCCAGGGCGUUAUACUAGGGCAAAGAGCUCUCUAGGAACGAUCUCCCAGGUGGUCACUUUCUCGACAGGAGCCAGAGCAUUUGCAGCAUCUACCGCAACCAUAGCACCAACGAACAACGGCAAAACAAACAGCAGUCCUCAAAAGUACGUCUUCGACCCGCAAUCAACAAAGAACGUAGCAGUAUACUACGGUCAAACGCCCGCAACAGGCAGCGUGUCACUCGAAGCACAAUGCGCAGACCCCAACGUCGACAUCGUCAUCCUCGCCUUCAUAAUCUCGCAACUCGACCGAGGAAAAUACCCCGCUGUUAACUUCGGCGCUGCCUGUGGAGGCCAGACCGCAGCAAUGGCGUCCCAAGCACCGGGAUUGUUAUCCUGCCCGCAGCUCGCGCAGUAUAUAUCAGCAUGCCAGUCUAGGUAUGGGAAGAAGGUUUUGCUGAGUAUUGGGGGAGCGACGAGUGGUGUUAUUUUUGCUAGCGAUGCGGAGGCUAUGGCGUUUGCGGAUGUGCUGUGGCAAUUGUUUGGGCCUCCGGGCAGUAUAGAUAUUCAGUUAAGACCUUUUGGAGAGGUGGUUAUUGAUGGAUUCGAUUUUGACAACGAAAACAACAACCACCAAUCCUACCCCGUGGUGGCAUCCCGGCUCCGCACCCAUUUCGCCACCAGUAAAACGCCACAAAAGACAUACUACCUCUCCUCCGCGCCUCAAUGUCCCUUUCCCGACGCAUCUAACCCCCUCCCCCUCCUGCUGCUCCUCGACUGGGUCUGGGUGCAAUUCUACAACAACCCACCCUGCGAGAUCGGGUCUUCCGGCUUCGCUGCCUCGGUCAAGCAAUGGGAUGCCGCCCUCCAGAAGAGUAGCCUGUCUGUGAAGCCGCGCUUGUAUAUCGGCGCCCCAGCGUGGGGUGCAGCAGGUCCCGGGGCUUAUAACGGGGGCAUCAAGAGUGCGAAGGGGAUUGUGGCGGUAUUGAAUCACGCUAGGCGGUUGGGUGUGAAGAAUUUCGGCGGUGCUAUGUUUUGGGAUGGGCCUCAGGGGGAAGGGAAUGUGGAAGGCGGGAAGAGUAUUCUCGCAUGGGCGAAGGACGGAUUAAAUUGA